UUGAAAGGGAGCGUGCAUCCACUCCAGCCACAAGAAAAGAUGCCUCCCUUGCCUAGUGCGCAACUUGUUGAAAGCUCUCCGGCGGCUUCACUUCCUGGCGCCUUGCUCUUGUAUCGCUGAUUCUUCUGGCUGGGUUGCUUAUCACGCCUGCCGCGCGAUUGCCGCUUCGCUCUUCCAGAACUCGUUUUAGUUCUACUUGCGCAAUUCUGGAAACGGGGCAUAACUCGUUUGUGAUCAAGCUCAUCUUUCUUGAACCGAUUUCUGGAAAGACAGGAGAUCCACGGGUACUACUUGCCGGGCGUAAGUACUAAUGGGCCGCCAAGCUAGUGCUGCACGAAAUGACCUCGAGCAUAUGCUAUCUCAUGAAAACGAGCUGCCAAAGGCCUUGCCAUUAUCACUUUUGGAAGACAUUACGGAUGGUUUCUCUAAGAACCAUCAAAUUGGCAGCGGUGGGUUUGCAGUGGUCUACAAGGGAACGCUUGAGAAUGGGACUGUUGCUGUGAAGAAGUUGCUUGAAAGUCUUGAUAUUCCUGAUAAUAAAUUCAAUGAAGAAAUUCGUUGUUUGAUGAGGGUAAAGCACAACAACAUAGUCCGGUUCUUGGGAUAUUGUGCUAACAUACAAGGCCAAAUGGAAAACUACAAUGGAGAUUUUGUCAUGGCAGAUGUACGUCAAAGGUUGCUUUGCUUUGAGUAUGUACCUAAAGGAAGUCUUCAUGAGUAUAUCAAAGAUACAUCUUCUAGACUUGACUGGAUAAAGAGCUAUCGGAUAAUAAAGGGUAUUUGUGAAGGUUUACAUUACCUUCACCAGAAUUGCAUUGUUCACUUAGAUCUCAAGCCGGCAAAUAUUCUGUUGGAUGACAACAUGACACCAAAAAUUGCUGAUUUUGGUCUGUCAAGGUGCUUCGAUGAAAAGCAAAGCCAAGCUAUUACCGAAAAUAUGGCUGGAACAUUGGGGUAUAUGGCACCAGAGUUUCAUAGAGGAGACAAAUGCACGAUCACAUACAACUCGGACAUAUAUAGUCUUGGUGUCAUAAUUAUAGAGAUGCUGACAGGAAAGAAGUGGUAUCCAGGAUAUCCUGAUGUUGAUAAUGUACUUGAAACUUGGAGUAAUAAGUUAAGGAAAUCACAGCGGGACACACUUUUGAAACAGAUACGGUUAUGCAUUGACCUAGGGAUAAAAUGCACUGAUGGUAACCAAGCGAACAGACCAAAUACAUCACAUAUAAUCAGUAGGCUUGGUGAAUCAGAAAAUACAUGCAUUAUAACUGUUUUGACUUCUUCAACAGUACCACAGGUAGAAAGAACUUUGGAAAAUUUGGAGCAUACCACCAAUAACUUGCUUCUGAGGAGGAACAAUGUUCGUUAUAUGAAUGAUAUUGCCGAGAAGAAUGUUACUAUUGAGCAAGAGGCAGCUAAGGAACUUCAAGAGGCCCAAGAAUGUCUCGAUGAUAAUCCUCAUGUUGUUGAAGUCGAAUCUAUUCCAUCUAUGUCUGUUGACGACCGUAACCUUCAAGAGGCCCUCCGGCUCAUUAAGGAUGAUCCAGUGGGAGUAAUUGGAAUAUGGGGUCCAGGUGGAGUGGGGAAAACACGCCUUUUGAACAAAAUCAAGAACUCAAUUGAUGAUGACAAGACCUUUAACUAUGUUGUGCAAGUGACAGCUUCAAGGGGGUGUUCAGUGGAAAAGAUCCAAACUGACAUUGCACGCCAUCUCAAUCUGAACAGAGAUGGUAAUGUGGAAUCUCAAUCUCGUGUCAUUUUUGACUUUCUGAAGAAGAGAAGCUUUCUUGUAUUGUUGGAUGAUAUUUGGGGUCAAAUUGAUCUACAAGCAGUCGGCAUACCAUAUCCUCUUGGAUAUGCAAACCAAAUUUGGAGAAAGGUGGUGCUCACAACAAGAUCAAGAAGGGUUUGUGGUCAAAUGGAGGUGAGGAAAGAUUUGAAUGUAUCUUGUCUACACGAGGAUGACUCAUGGCAGGUAUUCCAGGAUAAGGUCGGCCACAAAACUCUUUUUUAUAGUCCUCGCAUUGAAGCUCUUGCAAGAGAACUAGUGAAAGAAAUGAAAGGCUUGCCAUUAGCUUUGAUAACUCUUGGAAAGGCAAUGUAUGGUAAAACUGAUACGGCUGAGUGGGAAUAUGCUAUCCAACAUAUGAGACGGUCAUGUUGUGAUAACGAUGACCCCCUGGAUAUGGAAAGAAUUGUUUUUAGCCAGAUCAAGUUUAGUUUUGAUAGUUUGCGAAACAAUACUUUGAGGAAAUGUUUCUUGACUUGUGCAUUGUGGCCAGAGGAUCAACAUAUCUACAAAGUAGAGCUCGCUCGAUGCUGGAUUGGCUUGGGUCUAGUGCAUGAGUCAGAUAUACAUAGUUCCUACACAAAAGCAUAUAGUCUGAUGGGUGACCUUUCAGCUGCAUGUUUGUUAGAUGGUUGUGGAGAAAUGUAUGAUUCUUUUAAAAUGCAUGAUGUGGUUCGUGACAUGGCUUUAUGGAUCUCUUGUGGAUGCAAUGAGAAAAAUGGCAAGUGGUUUGUCCGUGCGGGUAUUGGCCGGCACGAAAAUUUUAGCAUCCCUUGGAGCCAGGUUGAAUUUGUCUCAUUGAUGUGCAACUAUGUAUUAAAACUUCCUCCUGUUGGCUCUAAUCCAUGCCACAUGAGGAUGUUAUGCCUUGGAAAUAACUGGUUGCAUGAAAGCAUAUUAAUUGAAGAAAUCAAGAAAUUUACUUCACUGACAUAUCUGGAUUUGCGUUUCAACAAUCUCGGAGAAAUACCUGAAGAAUUAUGUUCCCUGACAAACUUGGAACACCUUGACUUGUCGCAUAAUAUUGAAAUAAAUGAAGUGCCUUACUCCUUUGGAAACCUAAUUAAGCUCAAGUUCUUGUACCUAGGAUGGACUAGCAUACAAAGGAUACCGGAGGGGGUCAUAUCUAAGCUUCAAUCAUUACAAGUAAUAGACUUCAACACUUUUUAUCUACGUCCAAUUCCGAAGGACCUUCUUUCUAGAAUGCUUCGAGAGUUGGGCACCCUACCCCACUUGAAAGCAGUUGGUAUCACUGCCAUGUGUUUUUCUCAGUAUAAAUUAUUACGAGAGAGUGAGGACCUCCCCAUCAGGUCUUUAACUCUGCGGAGACUCGAGACACGUGCAUUCUACUUCUCUGAUAUUCUAUCACAUGAGUUUGCACCAAGGACCUUGUAUGAACUGCUAAUUCACAUGUGCAUCAUGGAGGAAAUAAUAUUUGGACACGGGUUGGCAGAACCAAACUGCGGUUUUCGUACUCUCAAUCAGCUCAGCUUUUCAGAUUUGUCGAACUUGAGAGAGAUAACUUGGACGAAAACAUCCCCAGCAUCUCUAUUUCCAAGGCUCGCUUGUCUGGAUGUGCAUUCCUGCGGGAAACUAAACCACCUCUCCUGGGCGAUGGAUCUACCUUGCCUCGAACAACUCGUAAUAUAUGAUUGUUCUUCGAUGCGGCAAGCGUUUAUGAGGCACCAUGGUGAUAACCAGUGCAGUGGACAAGACAGUUCAAAGACAUUUCCUUGCCUCAGAUAUCUAAAAUUUCUGAGGUGUGAAUCACUGGUCGGUAUUGGGGAUCCUGAUAUGACAUUUCCAUCCCUAGAGCGACUGGUGCUUCAUCAUUGUCCGGAAUUGAAUAGGCUUCCUUUCAAGACGGACAACUUACCACGAAAACUGCAGGAACUACAGAUUGAUGUUGGAUCCUGGGAGAGAUUGGAAUUGGAAGAAGGUGUCAGAUCUUUCCUGCAGCCCAGGCUUAAAUUAGAAAAAGAGUAAAUACCAUGAGCUUGUUUCAUGCAUGUUUAUAGUAUCCAUGCUUCAGUUUACACCUUGGCCUGUAGCUUUGAUUGAUAGGAAUAUGUAUAUGUAAUAAUUGAUAUAAUUCUUAGCCGACUUGUGUAAAACAGGCUAUGAACUAAAUGCGUGCGAUU
Molecule: messenger RNA, 3927 nt
Organism: Triticum aestivum (bread wheat)
Lineage: Eukaryota; Viridiplantae; Streptophyta; Magnoliopsida; Poales; Poaceae
Product: probable disease resistance protein At1g61300
Exons: 7
Coding region: 311-3772 (1153 amino acids)
Biological process (GO): protein phosphorylation
Molecular function (GO): ATP hydrolysis activity; protein kinase activity; ADP binding
Source: RefSeq, a predicted model, not a curated record